This is a messenger RNA of Acanthosepion pharaonis, 1065 nucleotides long. The record is from the annotation of a GenBank genome assembly. Lineage: Eukaryota; Metazoa; Mollusca; Cephalopoda; Sepiida; Sepiidae.
AUGGACGUUCAAUUAUUCUUUCAAUUCUUCUGUCUCGUUCUCUUCUACUUAUUAUCUACGGCGAUCUUUCUAUCACUAAACUUUUUCCUCUUUUAUAUCAAAACACCAUUUUCUUUCCUUGGCAUUUCCCGCUUAUUUUUUUUUGUUUCUUUUUGUCUUUCUGCAUCAAACUUUCUCAUGACUCGAUUAUAUUUAUUUUAUAACGUACCGCCACCAUUUUCUCUCUUUCUCUCUCUCUCUCUCUCUCUCUCUCUCUCUCUCUCUCUCUCUUCUCUUUCUUUCUCUCAGUACGCUUCUAUCGACUUCUUUUUUAAUCAAUAUUUCUUAAGCUCUUUUUCCUUCUUUUUUCUUCCUUUUUAUCUCCGUCUUUUCUAUUGUUUUCCUUUUAGUUUGUCUUUCCUUUUUUGGUUUCUGACAUUUUCUUUCUAUCUAUUUUUUUACUUAUUUAAUUCUAUCGUUUUCUUUCUUUCUCUCUGUUUUUUCUUUUCUUUCUUUCUCUUUUCUCUUUGUUUCUAUUGUUUGCUUUUUUCUCUUUUUCUCUCAUUUUUUUUUUUUUUUGUUUCUAUCGUUUCCUUUUUGUCUUUUCCAUUUGUUCCUAUCGUUUUAUUUCUCUCUUUUUCUCUCUUUUCGUUUCUGGCGUUUUCUUUCCCUGUGUCAUCCUUUUUCCGAUCGUCUUGUAUAUUUUUCCGACAGUCUUCUAUAUUUCUUUCUAUUUUUCUGUUAUUUCCUUUAACUCAUUUUUUUUGUUUUUGUUUUCAAUCUUUUCUUUCUUAUUUUCUCUUUCUGUCUUUCUCUCCCGUCUCUUGCCCUCCCCUCUCUCUCUCUCUCACUCUCCUUUCUAUUUUCUUUCUGUUAUUUUCUUUCUUUAUCUCGGUUUUUCCCUUUUUUUUAUCGUUUUCUUUCAUUAAUUCUCUCUUUUUCUUUUUGAUUCUGCCGUUCUCUUUAUUUCUCUCUGUCUUUUCUUGUUGCUUCUAUCACUUUCUUACUUUUUCACAAUACUUCUUAAUUUCUUUUGCUUUCUCCUUAUCUCUCUCUUUUUUUUUUUUAAUUCGCCGUCACAUUUAA